CGCCAUUGAUCGUUUGCCAGUCGCCGCAUCUCACUCGUCCGUUUACCUCCCUAGCUUGCAUCUCACCGUCCUGCUAAACUUGGGCGCCCUCCACUCGCCUCUCGCAGUUCAGUUCAGAGUUUCCCAGUUCAAUCUGAUUCGUUCCUCUCCCAAGAGGUCUCUUUCCAACUACGCCCAGCCUUUCAAGUUAAACGAGAUCGUUUACAUCGUCGCCGCGGUCGUUUUGUAGAGGAUUUUCAUCAUGGCCCAGCAGCCUGGUAUGAUAAACAUCCCUGGUCAGCCUGGCCAGAUGGCCUAUGCUGCCGCUAUGGGGCAACCUACAAUGGCUCCUCACAUGAUGGCUCAGUACCAGACGAACCCGUCGUCAGCAGCCGGUGCUGCUGGAUCCGUGCCUGCUGGCCAAGUGGUACCAGCUGGUGCACCUGGGUACCAGCCUCAGGCGCUGCAGCAGCAGUUACAGUAUCAGCACCUUCAGCAGCAACACCAGCAGCAGCUGCAGAGCUUUUGGCAGCAGCAGAUGCGCGAUGUGGAGCACGCGAAUGAUUUUAAGAACCAUCAGCUUCCGCUCGCUCGUAUCAAGAAGAUUAUGAAGGCGGACGAGGACGUUCGCAUGAUAAGUGCAGAAGCGCCUGUGGUCUUCGCGAAGGCCUGUGAAAUGUUCAUUCUGGAGCUCACAUUGCGUUCCUGGAUUCACACCGAGGAGAACAAGCGCCGUACCCUGCAGAAGAAUGACAUUGCUGGCGCUAUAACGCGUACGGACAUUUUCGACUUUUUGGUAGACAUUGUCCCACGCGAUGAGCUUCGUGAAGAAGGAGGCGUGGUAGGAGCCGUUGGGGUCGGGGCUGCUGGAGCAGCCAGUGCUUUGGGUGGAGUGCCUCGCCCCCCUGUAGGUAUGCCUGGCACAGCAGAUCUUGCGUUUGGUGGCAUGUAUUACAUGCCACAGGCUACUGCGCCAACUGCAGCCACGAUGCAGCAGCCUACUGCAGCUAUCAUGGCGCAGCACCAGAUGAUGGUCAAUAGGCAUGCCAUGGGAAUGGAUCCUUCCUUGUACGGCCAGCAGCAGCAACAGCAGCAGCAGCAACAGCAACAGCAGCAACAGCAGCAGCAGCAACAGCAGCAGCAGCAGCAGCAGGCUCAGGCUGUACAGCAGCAGCAGCAGCGGGCUGCAAAUGCCAUGGCCGGGAUGGGUUACAUGCAGCAACUGCCGCAACAAAUGUGGCAGCAGCAAGGAAUGCCACCCCAGUGAUAUCAUUGUGUUUUAUGACCCUCGUUCUGUUGCUUGCCUUCUGAUUUGUCAUUAGAAAGGCCAUCAGUCGUUUCUUGGUUGCUGCUUUUCUGUCUGAAUCUACCCAGCUGUUUGUACAAACCCACUGGUUAGGUCGUGAUUUGCAUUUGCCCUCACCCUCCAAA
Closterium sp. NIES-67 is the source of this 1410-nucleotide messenger RNA. NCBI's taxonomy places the organism in Eukaryota, Viridiplantae, Streptophyta, Zygnematophyceae, Desmidiales, Closteriaceae. The record is from the annotation of a GenBank genome assembly.